This is a messenger RNA of Trifolium pratense (red clover), 1977 nucleotides long. Its product is annotated as adenine nucleotide transporter BT1, chloroplastic/mitochondrial. The coding region runs from base 476 to 1678 and encodes 400 amino acids. The transcript is spliced from 3 exons. NCBI's taxonomy places the organism in Eukaryota, Viridiplantae, Streptophyta, Magnoliopsida, Fabales, Fabaceae. The record is from RefSeq and is a predicted model, not a curated record. Gene Ontology annotation, biological process: transmembrane transport.
AGAAGCUCCAAGGUAUACCGACCUAACACACUCUCAUUUUCUACAAACAAACAAAAAGUAACAAAUUUUAUUGGUAUUUAUUAUUAUUAUUUUAUUUUUUUGAAGUAAUUUAGAAUUUUUAUUUAAUGAGCGAUAAAUAAAUAUAAUAAAAUAAGAAAAAAGAAGUUAUGGAUUCGGUGGCAGAGCAACGCUACACAAAAAGGAAGCGCAUACAACCUAACUUCUCCGAACUGCAAGAGCCACCCAGCCGCACGCACCAAACUAAAACAAAACCACUCUCAUUCAUUAAUUAACGUAAGAUUCCUCAAAAAACAAUCUUAAACCUUCAAAGUUCAAUUCAAACCAACCAUGUCUCUCACAUAGUACUCACUCACUCACUCACUGUGUGUGUGUGCUACUAUUGCACUUUCUAUAGAACCAGCAAAAAAGCUGCAAACUUUAUCACAGAUAACAAUCCACAACCUCUUUUUAGUUCAUGGGUAGGAACAAAAACCAAAUUUUUGAUGACAAAACAGAUGGGUUUUUCUCAGUUUCAGAUUUGGGGUCUCAAUCUCACCAUGAAGAUUACUAUUAUCCUGGAGGUUUGUUUGCUAGCGUUGGUCAAAUGGGAAUAGGCUUUGGUGUUCAGCAACCAAACCCUCCUGAUUCCUCUCAAAAUGGUGAUGACCCUAAACUUCCUUUCAAUGAAUUAUAUGUUAAGUAUAUUCAAUCACUAUGGAAAUUUGAGCCAAAUGGGGUUAAGAAUGUGAAGGGGGGAGGUGAAGAAGUUGUUAAGGUGAAGAAUACAAAUGGUGGCUUUAAACUUAAGAUUAAGAUAAGGAAUCCUUCUAUUAGGAGGUUGUGUAGUGGAGCUAUUGCUGGGGCAAUUUCUAGAACAACUGUGGCACCUUUGGAGACUAUUAGGACUCAUUUGAUGGUUGGAAGUAGUGGUCAUUCUACUACUGAGGUUUUUCAAGAUAUUAUGAAAACUGAUGGAUGGAAGGGUUUGUUUAGGGGUAAUCUUGUUAAUGUCAUUCGGGUUGCACCUAGCAAAGCCAUUGAGCUAUUUGCUUAUGAUACGGUAAACAAGAACCUUUCCGCAAAGCCUGGGGAGCAGUCCAAACUCCCAGUUCCUGCAUCAUUGAUUGCAGGUGCUUGUGCUGGAGUGAGUUCAACUAUAUGCACGUAUCCACUUGAACUACUCAAGACUAGACUAACUAUCCAGAGAGGUGUUUACAAUGGUCUUGUUGAUGCAUUCGUGAAAAUAAUUAAAGAAGAGGGUCCUGCAGAACUUUACAGAGGCCUGACUCCUAGUCUUAUUGGAGUUAUUCCAUAUUCGGCUACCAAUUACUUUGCCUACGAUACUCUACGGAAAGCAUACCGAAAAUUUUUUAAACAAGAGAAGAUUGGCAACAUUGAAACCCUUUUGAUUGGUUCAGCAGCCGGUGCUAUUUCAAGUACUGCAACUUUUCCACUCGAGGUGGCUCGCAAGCAUAUGCAAGUUGGAGCUCUUAGUGGAAGACAGGUCUACAAAAAUGUGGUUCAUGCACUUGUUAGCAUACUCGAACAAGAAGGAAUCCAGGGUCUAUAUAGAGGGCUUGGACCUAGUUGCAUGAAGUUAGUACCAGCUGCCGGAAUCUCAUUCAUGUGUUAUGAAGCAUGCAAGAAGAUAUUGAUAGAUAACGACGAGGAGGAAUAGGCCGAGUCAAGUGUUUGGUUUCCACCGAAGCCAAGUUGUGGAACUGCUGCAUACUUUUUUUAUACAUUCGGUUAACUUAUUCUGGUUUCUCUUUUAUACUGGAUUUUUUCACCCUCACAAAUCACAUUUCUAAGCAUCUGAGAAUGAAUGUUGGCUUUUUUGUUUAUUUUUGUUGCUGCCAGGUUUUUCAUUGUGUCUUGGCUGCACAUCUUCAAGGUCAAAAUCUACUUUGUAAUCUUGUUCUUCUUGGAAAUUGACUGUAACCAAUCAUAUUCUAUGAAGUUAAUUUUUGUUGAGCA